CACCAGGCAACACGAAGUCUCCCUUCUGGUGCGCGCGCUGAAAUUUUCCCGCAACUAUAACUAACGCCAAGCAGUAACAGACACACAACAAAGUGGGGCCCACCCCGGCCACCGCCCCACCCGUCGCCGUCACUGUCACUUCUACAGCCAGGAAAAGACAUUUGAUUCUCCGAUUAAGAAUCCAUCCAUUCCCUCGUUGACCGCCCAUCUCCUCUCUUCUCUUCCCUCCUCAACCCCAUGUAGCCAAAUUCACAACCCCACGAAACCUGAGAGAUGGGCAGCCGCCGCCUUGAUUUAGCGCUUCUUUCUUUUGGGUUGCUGCUGUCCAUCUCCGCCGCGGCCGCCGCCGCCGGCGGAUCAUCAUCAUCAUCAUGCCCCAUGGACUUCAACUAUGUUUCGAGAAUCCCAUGGAACAGAUCGUCUUGUGAGAAUUACAAUCUCCCCAGACCCAGUUCCGACAACGCCACUUCUCAAUCGGAAAUAGUCAGCAGAGACCCUUGCUGCCGGACUCUGCUUUCCCUGUUCGGUAUAUCUCUGUCUCUUCAUCUCAAAGAAACUUCCCUUUUCCAUCUUUCCGACUUGCCCACUUCCGUCGCCUGCCUCCGCGACUACCAAGCCAAGCUCAACUCCUUGGGUCUUUCCAACAGUGGUGACCUCGUCUCUUAUUGCCUCGACCCUCAGAGCUUUGUGAUAUCGCCGAACGUCUGUGCUCGAAUUCAGUCGAGCGGCGAUUGGGUUAAAGCGGUUGGUUCGUCGACUCCGCUCGACGCGGCUUGUAAAGGCGACCUCACUGAUCUGACCGCUUGUGAUUCGUGUGUGGCGGCUGGGUUCAGGGUGCAGUCUUCGUUGGUGUCGAUCGAUGGGGAUAAGUCUCAUGCCACUAGUUGUUUUUACUUUGCGAUUCUCUAUGCUGCUGGGGUUAUCAACAAAUUUGGGCCAGAGAGUUAUGGUGCUGUGUCGUGUAUUUUUGGGUUGGAUUUGGUUUCGAAACUGGGUUCGUCUCAUAAAUCUCGGUUCCCUCUUGUAAUUGGUUUGACUAGCUCUGCUGCUGCUGUGAUUGCCAUGUCUAGUUUGGUUGGCUUCUGUUUUUUGCAUGAUAGGAGGAGGAAGAGGAGGGGAGGAAUGGAGGAGGGGUCUGGUCAUGGUUCUGAUGCAGAGGAGCGGCGAUCUAGGCCGAGAUUGAGGCCGAAUACGGGAUCAAUCUGGUACAAAAUUCGUGAUCUUGAGAAGGCAACCAGUAGCUUUUCACAGAAGAACUUUAUUGGCAGGGGAGGGUUUGGAAUUGUUUACAAAGGGGUGCUGUCCGAUGGGACAACGGUGGCUGUCAAGAGGAUUUUGGAGUCUGAUUUUCAAGGUGAUGCAGAGUUUCGGAAUGAGAUUGAGAUUAUCAGCAAUCUCAAGCACCGGAAUUUGGUGCCGCUUAGAGGUUGUUGUGUGAUUGAUGGAGAAGAGGAUCGUGAUACGGUAGAGAGUCAGAGGUAUCUCGUUUACGAUUACAUGCCGAAUGGCAAUCUUGAUGAUCAUUUGUUUCCUGCAGCAGGGAAGGAGCCACUGAGCUGGCCUCAGAGGAAGAACAUAAUUUUGGAUGUGGCUAAAGGGCUAGCUUACUUGCAUUACGGUGUGAAGCCUGCGAUUUACCACAGGGACAUUAAGGGCACUAAUAUACUGUUAGACGGUGAAAUGAGAGCAAGAGUUGCUGAUUUUGGUUUGGCCAAGCAGAGUAAGGAAGGCCAGUCUCAUCUUACUACUAGAGUUGCUGGAACUCAUGGCUACUUAGCCCCUGAAUAUGCCCUGUACGGGCAAUUAACCGAAAAGAGCGAUGUCUACAGUUUCGGGGUUGUUGUACUGGAAAUCAUGUGUGGAAGAAAAGCACUGGAUAUGUCAUCUUCAGGUUCUGCGCAUGGGUUUCUGAUCACUGACUGGGCUUGGUCCCUAGUGAAAGCUGGCAAACUAGAGCAAGCUCUGGAUCCUUCCUUGUUGAGGGGCGGAGGCGAGGAUUCUUCGACUUCGAAUCCAAAGACGAUAAUGGAGAGAUUUGUGCUGGUCGGGAUUCUGUGUGCUCACGUUAUGGUUGCUUUAAGGCCUACCAUCUCAGAUGCAUUGAAGAUGUUGGAAGGGGAUAUCGAAGUUCCACCGGUUCCUGAUCGGCCAUUGCCUCUAUCGCACCCUUCUUUCUCCACGAAUAGCCAUGCCUUCAGCAUCUCUCCGGCGUUGAGUGGCCCGCAAUUAUACAGCAACGACAUGCUGAGGUAAACGUACAACUUUCGUGAACCCUGAGGCUGGUUUCAACAUGUGACCUCAACUUGGAACCAAUGAGUUGAGUCUACCAUGCCUAUGCAUGUUUUAAGCACACCUCCGAUUAAGAGGUUUAGAAGCCUGCUAAUUCAGCAAGAAUCAGUUCGUAGCUCCUGACAUGCCGUGAAGUACAAACUACUGGAGAAAUUCAGCAGACAUCUGAUGACACUAACUUGAUUUUGGAUGCACACAGGAGCAAGUAUGUCUGGUUUGCACUCCAAGGAUUGGUGACGAAGAACCCAUUUUCGGACACUUAGUUUGGUUACUGUCACAGGAUGCAGUGGUUAGGAAAAGUUAAUAAUGCAUUUGCUGUUUUACGUAGAUCAUUUUGAUAUUCAGAAGUGUACAUAUAUGCAGUAGUACAAUUGAUAACUGUUCGUUGUUUAUAGAAGAUACGUCAAAUAACUUGCCACUUGCCUA
Molecule: messenger RNA, 2715 nt
Organism: Linum trigynum
Lineage: Eukaryota; Viridiplantae; Streptophyta; Magnoliopsida; Malpighiales; Linaceae
Source: the annotation of a GenBank genome assembly